This is a messenger RNA of Carlito syrichta (Philippine tarsier), 1084 nucleotides long. RefSeq names its product RAB13, member RAS oncogene family (gene RAB13). Gene Ontology annotation, cellular component: plasma membrane; trans-Golgi network transport vesicle; synaptic vesicle. The record is from RefSeq and is a predicted model, not a curated record. Lineage: Eukaryota; Metazoa; Chordata; Mammalia; Primates; Tarsiidae. Bases 282 to 650 code for a protein of 122 amino acids. Gene Ontology annotation, biological process: protein localization to plasma membrane; cellular response to insulin stimulus; Golgi vesicle fusion to target membrane. The transcript has 8 exons. Gene Ontology annotation, molecular function: GTPase activity; GTP binding.
AUCGGGGACUCGGGGGUGGGCAAGACUUGUCUGAUCAUUCGCUUUGCAGAGGACAACUUCAACAGCACAUAUAUCUCCACCAUCGGUGAGCCCGCCGGCCGGGUCCCCGGCCCCGACCCCGUGACCUCCGCCCCGGGCUCCCAGCUCUUCGCGCCCCCUCCAGAAUUGACUUCAAGAUCCGCACUGUGGAUAUAGACGGGAAGAAGAUCAAACUGCAAGUCUGGGACACAGCGGGCCAAGAGCGAUUCAAGACAAUAACAACCGCCUACUACCGCGGAGCCAUGGGCAUUAUCCUAGUAUACGACAUCACAGACGAGAAAUCCUUUGAAAAUAUUCAGAACUGGAUGAAAAGCAUCAAAGAGAACGCUUCAGAUGGGGUGGAGCGCCUCCUGCUGGGGAACAAGUGUGACAUGGAGGCCAAAAGGAAGGUGCAGAAGGAGCAGGCGGACAAGCUGGCUCGAGAGCAUGGCAUUCGAUUUUUCGAGACAAGUGCUAAAUCCAGCAUGAAUGUGGAUGAGGCUUUUAGUUCCCUGGCCCGGGACAUCUUGCUCAAGUCAGCAGGCCGGAGAUCAGGAAACGGCAACAAGCCCCCCAGCACUGACCUGAAAGCCUGUGACAAGAAGAACACCAACAAGUGCUCCCUGGGCUGAGGAUCCUUUCUUGCCUCCCCACCUUAAACCUAGAGACUGAACUUGAGGGAGGCAGGGCUGGGGCUGGGCAGGAGAGAAACAGCAGAGGAGCUUGGAUGGAUAGAUGUGUAGAUGGUAAGGAGAAAAUGGAGAAGAAAAAAAGAAAAGAAAAAAGAAGGAAAAGAGGCAGGGAGAAGGAAGGAGAAAGAAUUGAGGAAGUGAAAGAAGGUAAGGAGGCAGGAAUAGAGAAAAGAAGAAAGGAAGGAUAAACGGCCUCAGGUCUCAGACCAUCUCUGGGUUUCAGGGCAAACAUAAAUGUAAAUACACUGUUUUAUUCUGCUACUAGAUCAGGUUUUGUGGUUGUGUGAAAGGCUGGCUCAGCUCCACUCUCUGAAGGUUUGGUUCUGUCACUCUGCAUGGUCUUUCUUAGCAUUAAAGGCCACCAUUUGCACAAA